This is a messenger RNA of Nylanderia fulva, 1550 nucleotides long. Its product is annotated as heme A synthase COX15. Gene Ontology annotation, molecular function: oxidoreductase activity, acting on NAD(P)H, heme protein as acceptor. Gene Ontology annotation, biological process: heme A biosynthetic process. The record is from RefSeq and is a predicted model, not a curated record. NCBI's taxonomy places the organism in Eukaryota, Metazoa, Arthropoda, Insecta, Hymenoptera, Formicidae. Gene Ontology annotation, cellular component: mitochondrial inner membrane.
CCCAGAUGCCUUAGCAGCCAUACAGAAAAAGAAGAACGCAAGAAAACACUUGACGGUACUCGGCAUACACGUUAUACGAGAGGAGUAUAUGUACUGCAGUUGGAAAUGUAUUCUCCUCGCACCUGUUUAUGCAUUUUGAGAAAAACUUCUACUUGUCUCAUGCGUGUAGUAUGAUUUAGUCGAUAUCUGUUAUAUGUACAUAAUAAACUGUUUGAUAAACUACAACAUGUUGAAUAUCGCGAGAUAUCGUACAAAGAUAUUCGGAGCGUAUAACAUUACGAAAUAUACUCUUAGCCGACAAUGCCUUUUCACGAAUUCAAGAACCCACAUCAUUCGAUAUAACGAUAUUUCCUUCAAGACAUAUUAUUCAUCUCUGUUUCAAAAGAGACCGUUUAAACAAGCAAAUAUCGCAAUUCGUAGUUAUGUUUCAAAAAGGAGCGAUAAAUAUGACAAAAUUGUGGGCUCUUGGUUGCUCACUUGUGGCGGUAUGGUUUUUGUAGCAGUUGCGUUAGGUGGUAUUACACGACUCACAGAAUCAGGUUUAUCUAUGGUUACUUGGAGAUUACUAGGAGAAAAAAUGCCUCUUAAUGAAAUUCAAUGGAUCGCAGAAUUUGAACGUUACAAACAAUUUCCUGAAUAUAAAAUAACGAAUCUAAAUAUGACGUUAGAAGAAUUCAAACGUAUUUGGUGGAUGGAAUAUUUACAUAGAAUGUGGGGACGUUUAAUUGGAGCUGUAUUUAUAAUGCCGGCAACAUAUUUUUGGUUUAAGGGUAUGCUAAAACAUGGAAUGAAGACACGUAUUGUUGCUUUAGGUUUAUUAAUUGGCUUACAAGGACUCAUGGGAUGGUAUAUGGUUAAAUCUGGAUUAGAAGAUCGUUUUGUAGAACCCUCUGAUGUGCCGCGGGUAUCGCAAUAUCGUUUAGCUGCGCAUCUUGGAUUAGCAUUGCUUAUAUAUAUCGGAUUUCUUUAUAAUGCUUUGGAUCAUUUGAUUCCUGCUGAAAAACUCACUACCAAUUUCUUUGAUACCAAAGUUACAAAUAAUGCGGUAAAAACGAUAAGAACGUUUAAAGGAUUAAUCUAUUCGGCAAAAGGAUUGAUAUUCUUCACUGCUCUGUCAGGAGCAUUUGUAGCUGGAAUGGAUGCUGGUUUAAUAUAUAAUACUUUCCCAAAAAUGGCAGAUAAAUGGAUACCUGAUGAUGUAUUUGCCAUGUCUCCUACAUUAAGUAAUUUCACAGAAAAUCCAGCUACGGUCCAAUUCAAUCACAGAAUUUUGGGAAUUUCUACUCUAACAUUAAUAACUUGUUUGGGUAUUAUGUCCCGUAAAUAUAAACUUCCUAAUCGAGGAAGAAAGGCAAUGAUUGCUGUACUUUGUGCUGGUUAUCUUCAAGUAUUGUUAGGCAUUUCGACUUUGUUAACUCAUGUUCCUUUAACAUUAGCUGCAUCUCAUCAGUCUGGUAGUCUUAUACUUUUAAGUACCAUAAUAUGGUUAUGUCAUGAAUUGAAAUAUCUAAAGAAAAUUUAAUGAAUAAAUCUUAUUUAAGUAAAAUGUA